Molecule: messenger RNA, 1151 nt
Organism: Drosophila takahashii
Lineage: Eukaryota; Metazoa; Arthropoda; Insecta; Diptera; Drosophilidae
Product: ketohexokinase
Biological process (GO): fructose metabolic process
Molecular function (GO): ketohexokinase activity
Source: RefSeq, a predicted model, not a curated record
CACAUAUAAUUUAAUAUUUAAAUUAUUAGUAGUUAAUCUAAUAAAUGCUAGAUUGCUAGGAAAUAGGUCAGUAAAUAACUUUGAUUAGAUUUAGUUAGAAAAGUGGAACUGUUAUGGGCAAUACUCUCAAGUUCAAUAGCAUAACCACCUUGUUUUAUGUGUAGAAAUUAAAUUGUUUUGUACAUGAUAAUAUAAUCAGAGUGAUCAGUUAAGAUGACCCAAGUGAAAUCCGUACUUUGCGUGGGCUGCACGGUAAUCGACUUUGUGACCAUCAAUGGCAGUUAUCCCAAGGAGGACACCGAUCGACGUUGCCUGGAUGGCUUUUGGCAACGUGGCGGCAACGCCUCCAAUGUGAGCACAGUUCUCCGGGUUCUCGGCUCCAAGGUGGACUUCUUUGGAAUGCUCAGCAAAUCGGAGGCAUUUCGAGUGCUCCUCGAGGAUCUGCGAAAACGGAAUAUCGGCACGAAGAAUUGUCCCUUUACGGACAGGGAUCCGCCCUUCUCUUCGGUGAUCUUGGCCCAGGAUUCCGGCACACGCACUAUUAUCCACUGCAACAAGGAUUACCCGCAGAGCACCUAUGAAGACUUUAGCAAAAUUGAUCUUUCGGAGUACGGAUGGGUGCACUUUGAGGCCCGCAACACGCCACACACCUUAAAAAUGAUGCAGAGCAUCCGGGAACACAACAAAAGGACUGGGCAGCGCAUCAUCAUCUCAUUGGACCUGGAAACGAGGUACGAACAGAACCAGGAGCUGUGCCAGCCCUGUGACUUUGUGGUCUUCUCCAAGGAGCUGGCCGGCCAGUUGGGCUGGCAGACGCCGCGGCAAACGUGUGAGGAGCUGGCGGCUAAGAUUCCCGAAAACGACCCGAAACCCGUCUUCAUUUGUCCCUGGGGAAGUGCCGGAGCUGGAGCCUUGGAUGCCAAUGGUAACUACCACGAAAUGACUCCCUAUAAGCAGGAUAAAGUGGUGGACACGCUGGGAGCAGGAGACAGCUUCAUGGCCGGGUUCAUAUUCGCCACUUUGGAGGGUCUAAAAAGUGUGGCGGAAGCUGUGGACUUUGCCAACCGAGUUGCCAGUCACAAAAUCACUGGUUUCGGCUACGACCAUAUUGCACAACUCAGCUUGAACCGAAAUUAAUUGAUUGCAGCCUU